AUGGACUAUCAUUUGGGUUCUCCGCAUAGGGGAGCUCAAGCUGAGUAUUGCUGCUAUCAACCCAAACUGACCGGAUCCCCCUCUACAUCCAGGACCGUUGGCUUUGAGUCGACUACCGCAUACACGAACAGAGGAUAUGCGACGACGCUGAAGAGCGAAUUCGGAUCCGUUCCGAGUUCAUCGGAGAGCCUUUUCGAUUUAUCAAACCCAUUUACCGAGGUUUUGACAAAAAUGAAUGAGAAAGAACAGCUCCAUGGGCUGAACGACCGUUUCGCAGGAUUCAUAGAGAAGGUGCGUCAUUUGGAGCAUCAAAAUGAAUUGUUUGUGAGGGAAAUCGAGGAAAUCAAACUAAAGGCACAGUCCCCUGCGUCUCUGGCCCAGGAGCACGAGCCGGAGCUUAUGGACCUGAGGAACCUAGUUCAUGACAUCACCCUUCAGAAGCGUCAGAUCCAGAUAGAGCAUCAGAACCUGGAGGAAGAUUUCCUCACCUUGAGAGACAAGUAUGAGCAGGAGGCACGUGACCGCUCCAACGCAGAGAACGGCAUCCUUGUGCUGAAAACGGACGCCAACGAUGCAUACCUCGCCAAACUUCAGUUGGACAAGAAAGCGCAGUCUCUGGUGGACGAGAUCCACUUCCUGAAGAAGAACCAUGAGGACGAGGUAUCAGAAAUGGUGGCCCAGAUCCAAGAGGCUCAAGUAACGGUCAAGGCGCACGACUUUGGCAAACCUGACAUCACAGAGGCUCUCCGGGACAUCCGUGUGCAGUUAGAAGGUCACGCCACCUCCGACUUUCAGCAAGCCGAGGAGGGCUUCCGUGUCCAGUUCACAAAGUUAACCAAAGCGGCAGAAAGUAACAGAGAGGCGUUGAAGGCAACCCAACAGGAGAUCCAGGAGAAUAGAAGGCACCUGCAGGGGAAAACAAUUGAACUGGACUGUGGGAAAGGAAUGAGAGAGGCCCUGGAAAAACAACUACAAGAGCUGGAGGAGCGUCACUAUGCGGAAAUGAUUCAUUACCAGGACACUAUCAGGCAGCUGGAGAAUGAGCUGACCAAUGCUAAACUAGACAUGUCUGGCUACCUGAGAGAGAACCAGGACCUGCUGAAUGUCAAAAUGGCUUUGGAUGUGGAGAUUCUCUCUUACAGGAAACUCAUGGAGGGUGAGGAGUCCCAUCUGUACACCAUCUCCGACACCCACAUCUCCAUGCCCUGCAUCUACCGCCAGUCCCCCGUCUACACCCUGCCUUGCCUGGCCCGGCAGGGAGGGCCCAUACGCAGGUCUGAACCCCAGUACAAGUUUGUUGAGGAGAUCAUCUCUGAGACCACGAGAGACAUGGAGAUGUCCGAGAUCGAGGAGACAGGCUCCGAGGAGACAGGCUCCGAGGAGACGGUCGGGGGAGAGGGAGACGAGUUGAGACAGAAGCAGGGAGAAGAGAGUGACAAAGCUGAGAGGAGGAGUGGGGGAGAGGAGGAUGAGGACAAAGAGAAAGCUAGAGGUAAAGUGGAUGUUGAAGUGGACGCCCCGGAGGAAGAGGGUGAACAGGAGGAAGAGUCUAAGAGACAGCAAAUAGUAACAUCAGCAGAGGUCGAGGUAAAUGGAGAUGGAGUUAGCCCUAGUGAGGGAGAAAAUGGAGAGGAGGGAGAUGAUGAAAGAGAGGAGGAAAAGGGGGGUGAGCCAGACGAAAUCAAAAAGACAGAGGACAUUGACAGAGGUGAAAAUACACAAAGUGAAGUCAAAUCAGCUGAGGCCACCAGUGAGGGAGAGAAGGAAAAACUGGACACAACAGAGAAGCUAGACAGCGAGAUAAAUGAGACAUUAGAAAAAUAUGACACCCCAAAUCAUGGCGAAUCCCAACCAGAGCAGAGUACCCCAACACUGGAGCAGAAACCUGAUCAGAAGGAGCACAGAGAGUCAGACCAACCUCAAGAGGCAGAGAGUGCUGUGACAACACAAGAAGAGGAUCUCCCUGAGCCCAAAGAGAAGGACAUGGAAUCCCCUGAUAACACUGCAGAGCUCAACAGCAGUUCAACCAAGGAGACAGUGGAGCAGGUGAAGUCACCUGAUGAUUCUGGUGUAAAAACGACACAAGAUGAGAGAACAGUAGGAGGUAAAAUGCCAGACAGAAUUCUCAGCACAACAAGUGAGUGUAAGGAAGAGUCUGUGCAAAAGACUCCUAAACAGGAGGUGGUUCCGACAGAGCAAAAAGUGAGCAGCAAGGAUGAUAGUGUAAAAUGUGUUGUGCAGAAUGAACAUAAUGGCAGUGAAAAGGUCACAAAAGAUGUCUCAAUGGGUGAGGAAAAGGGGAAAGAAUCUGAGACAUCCCCUAAACCCGACGCCACUGUCACUCCUAAAGAAGAAACAACCCUGCAACCAGAGCCAACUGUCAUCCCUAAAGAGGAGACAUCCCCUAAACCGGAACCCACUGUCACCCCUAAAGACGAAACAUCCCUAAAACCGGAGCAAACUGUCACCCCUAAAGAGGAGUCAUCCCCACAACAGGAGCCAACCGUAACCCCUAAAGAGGAGACAUCCCCUAAAUCGGACCCCACUGUCGCCCCUAAAGAAGAAACAGUCCCGCAACCAGAGCCAACUGUCACCCUUAAAGAGGAGAUAUCCCCUAAACCGUACCCCACUGUCACCCCUAAAGAGGAGACAUCCCCACAAAAGGAGCCAGUUGUCACACCUAAAGUAGAAAAUUCCCCAAAACCAGAACCAGCAGUCACCCCUAAAGUAGAAAAUUCCCCAAAACCAGAACCAGCAGUCACACCUAAAGUAGAAAAUUCUCCAAAACCAGAACCAUCAGUCACCCCUAAAGAAGAAACUUCCCCAAAACCAGAACCAGCAGUCACCACCAAAGAAGAAUCUUCCCCAGAACCAGCAGUCACCACCAAAGAAGAAUCUUCCCCAGAACCAGCAGUCACCACCAAAGAAGAUUCUUCCCCAGAACCAGCAUUCACCACUAAAGAGGAAACUUACCCAAAACCAGAACCAGCAGUCACCACCAAAGAAGAAUCUUCCCCAGAACCAGCAUUCACCACUAAAGAGGAAACUUACCCAAAACCAGAACCAGCAGUCACCACCAAAGAAGAAUCUUCCCCAGAACCAGCAGUCACCACCAAAGAAGAAACUUCCCCGAAACCAGAACUAGCAGUCACCACCAAAGAAGAUUCUUCCCCAGAACCAACAGUCACCGCAAAAGAAGAAACUUACCCAAAACCAGAACCAGCAGUCACCACCAAAGAAGAAUCUUCCCCAGAACCAGCAGUCACCACUAAAGAAGAUUAUUCCCCAGAACUAGCAUUCACCACUAAAGAGGAAACUUACCCAAAACCAGAACCAGCAUUCACCCUUAAAUUAGAAACUUCUCCAAAACCAGAACCAGCAGUCACCCCUAAAGAAGAAACUUCCCCAAAACCAGAUCUAGCAGUCACCCCUAAAGUACAAACUUCCCCAAAGCCAGAACUAGCAGUCACCCCUAAAGUUCAAACUUCCCCAAAACCAGAUCUAGCAGUCACCCCUAAAGUAGAAACUUCCCCAAAACCAGAUCUAGCAGUCACCCCUAAAGUACAAACUUCCCCAAAACCAGAACUAGCAGUCACCCCUAAAGUUCAAACUUCCCCAAAACCAGAUCUAGCAGUCACCCCUAAAGUUCAAACUUCCCCAAAACCAGAUCUAGCAGUCACCACUAAAGUAGAAACUUCCCCAAAACCAGAUCUAGCAGUCACCCCUAAAGUAGAAACUUCCCCAAAACCAGAUCUAGCAGUCACCCCUAAAGUACAAACUUCCCCAAAACCAGAACUAGCAGUCACCCCUAAAGUAGAAACUUCCCCAAAACCAGAUCUAGCAGUCACCCCUAAAGUAGAAACUUCCCCAAAACCAGAUCUAGCAGUCACCCCUAAAGUACAAACUUCCCCAAAACCAGAUCUAGCAGUCACCCCUAAAGUACAAACUUCCCCAAAACCAGUACUAGCAGUCACCCCUAAAGUAGAAACUUCCCCAAAACCAGAACCAGCUGUCACCGCUAAAGAAGAAACUUCCCCAAAACUAGAACUAGCAGUCACCACUAUAGAGGAAACUUCCCCAAAACCAGAACCAGCAGUCACCACUAAAGAAGAAACUUCUCCAAAACCAGAUCUAGCAGUCACCCCUAAAGUACAAACUUCCCCAAAACCAGACCCAACCAUCACCCCCAAACAGGAAAUAUCCCCUAAAUCAGACUCAACCCUCACCCCAGAAUCAAUGACCACCCCUAAACCAGACUCAACCUUCACCCCAGAAUCAACGACCACCCCUAAACCAGACUCAACCCUCACCCCAGAAUCAACGACCACCCCUAAACCAGACUCACCCCAGAAUAAUCAACCCACCCCUAAACCAGACUCAACCCUCACCCCAGAAUCAACGACCACCCCUAAACCAGACUCAACCCUCACCCCAGAAUCAACGACCACCCCUAAACCAGACUCAACCCUCACCCCAGAACUCAACCCUCACCCCAGAAUUAACGAACCCCUAAACCAGACUCAACCCUCACCCCAGAAUCAAACCACCCCUAAACCAGACUCAACCCUCACCCCAGAAUCAACGACCACCCCUAAACCAUACUCAACCACCCCUAAACCAUACACCCCAGAAUCAACGACCACCCCUAAACCAUACUCAACCCUCACCCCAGAAUCAACGACCACCCCUAAACCAGACUCAACCCUCACCCCAGAAUCAACGACCACCCCUAAACCAGACUCAACCCUCACCCCAGAAUUAACGACCACCCCUAAACCAGACUCAACCCUCACCCCAGAAUUAACGACUACCCCUAAACCAGACUCAACCCUCACCCCAGAAUCAACGACUAGCCCUAAACCAGACUCAACCCUCACCCCAGAAUCAACGACUACCCCUAAACUAUACUCAACCCUCACCCCAGAAUCAACGACCAACCCUAAACCAGACUCAACCCUCACCCCAGAAUUAACGACCACCCCUAAACCAGACUCAACCCUCACCCCAGAAUUAACGACUACCCCUAAACCAGACUCAACCCUCACCCCAGAAUCAACGACUACCCCUAAACCAGACUCAACCCUCACCCCAGAAUCAACGACUACCCCUAAACCAGACUCAACCCUCACCCCAGAAUCAACGACUACCCCUAAACCAGACUCAACCCUCACCCCAGAAUCAACGACCACCCCUAAACCAGACUCAACCCUCACCCCAGAAUCAACGACCACCCCUACAGAAGAGAGUGAAAUGAUGGGCAGUGGUGACAAAGCUAAGACAAUCACACCACCAGAGGAACAGAUGCCUGCAGUUGUAGAGAGCAAGGACUCACACAGGGGGGCGCCAGAAAGCAACACAACUCAGGAGAAACCAGAGGAACGUAUGGACAAAGAGCCUGAGAAGGAACCCAAAGAUGGAACCCCAAAGACAGAGAGCGUGAAGACCAAGGCCUCUGAGUUAAAACCUGAACAUGUUGAGAUAUCUAUUACAAAGACAUCACCAGUGAAAGAACAGGAUGUAUCAGCCGUGGGUUUGAAAGAUCAGACAGAUGAUGAGAAGAUAAAAGGACAGGCGCAAUUUAAAAUAGACGAGAACUGA
Molecule: messenger RNA, 5598 nt
Organism: Oncorhynchus gorbuscha (pink salmon)
Lineage: Eukaryota; Metazoa; Chordata; Actinopteri; Salmoniformes; Salmonidae
Product: neurofilament heavy polypeptide-like
Exons: 4
Coding region: 1-5598 (1865 amino acids)
Biological process (GO): neurofilament bundle assembly
Cellular component (GO): cytoplasm; axon; postsynaptic intermediate filament cytoskeleton
Molecular function (GO): structural constituent of cytoskeleton
Source: RefSeq, a predicted model, not a curated record